Messenger RNA from Cylicostephanus goldi, 270 nucleotides. The record is from the annotation of a GenBank genome assembly. NCBI's taxonomy places the organism in Eukaryota, Metazoa, Nematoda, Chromadorea, Rhabditida, Strongylidae.
AUGUCCUCGGAAAAUUCUAUUCUUCGCGAUACUGUAGAGCCGAACGAGGCUGCUGCCUUUGCCGACGUCUUCACAAUUCAACAAAGCACGACAUCUAGUGCUGGUGAUAUGGUCGCGAUGAAAUUGCACGAUGUACCGAAUCGUCUUGUCAUCGCACCCGACGAGCCAUCGGGCAUGGAUUGCUUUGCUGACGAUCGAGAUGCGUUGAAUGAUUUUGCUAAAUACUACAACAAUGCUCAUCUUAGCGAUGUCAAUAUCAUUGUAGGAGAU